AUGCCCAAGAGCCGAGUAGACAAAAGCCGCAUUCUUGCGCAGUUCCGGGGCGCCAAAGCGCGAAGGUCACCGGAGACGAAGCCACGAUUCAAGCAGAAGAUCGACGAGCAACUCAGUGAGGCACCAGGCACGGGGCGGCAGGGACCGAUAGGCGAGCUUAUCUCAACGCGUUCUGCCAUGCUGAAGAUCUCUGGUCCGCCGCCCGACGCAAUUGCGGUUGCUGCGCCGCAAAACAGGGCCAGAUGGAACAGCCACGUCGACGUGUGUGGUUCUGAUUUCUAUAUUGCUCUUGACGCUGGCGCCGCCCGCGACUAUUGCUACUGCUACGGCCCGGGUAUCUUUAUUUAUUGCAAGCAAUUUCUAAGCUGA
Messenger RNA from Wickerhamiella sorbophila, 369 nucleotides. RefSeq lists its product as hypothetical. The coding region runs from base 1 to 369 and encodes 122 amino acids. The transcript has a single exon. NCBI's taxonomy places the organism in Eukaryota, Fungi, Ascomycota, Dipodascomycetes, Dipodascales, Trichomonascaceae. The record is from RefSeq and is a predicted model, not a curated record.